Molecule: messenger RNA, 1899 nt
Organism: Neogale vison (American mink)
Lineage: Eukaryota; Metazoa; Chordata; Mammalia; Carnivora; Mustelidae
Gene: CORO1B
Product: coronin 1B
Exons: 11
Coding region: 90-1559 (489 amino acids)
Biological process (GO): actin filament organization; cell migration
Molecular function (GO): actin filament binding
Source: RefSeq, a predicted model, not a curated record
UGUCACUUCCUGAUUCCCGCUUCCUGCUUCCCAGAGGCCGGGAUCCGGAGCCGCCCGAGGCCGGUGCCGCAGCCCCCGGCGUCCCCGACAUGUCCUUCCGCAAAGUGGUCAGGCAGAGCAAAUUCCGGCACGUGUUUGGACAACCAGUCAAGAAUGACCAGUGCUAUGAAGAUAUUCGAGUGUCCCGUGUCACCUGGGACAGCACCUUCUGCGCCGUCAAUCCCAAAUUCCUGGCUGUGAUCGUGGAGGCCAGCGGCGGGGGUGCCUUCCUGGUGCUCCCCCUGAGCAAGACGGGCCGCAUUGACAAGGCCUACCCGACGGUGUGUGGACACACUGGACCCGUCCUGGACAUCGAUUGGUGUCCCCACAACGACGAAGUCAUUGCCAGUGGCUCAGAGGACUGUACAGUCAUGGUGUGGCAGAUCCCGGAAAACGGGCUCACCGCCCCGCUCACAGAGCCAGUGGUGCUGCUGGAGGGACACACCAAGCGAGUGGGCAUUGUCACCUGGCACCCGACAGCCCGCAACGUGCUGCUUAGUGCAGGCUGUGACAACGUGGUGCUCAUCUGGAACGUGGGCACGGCGGAGGAGCUGUACCGCCUGGACAGUCUGCACCCCGACCUCAUCUACAACGUCAGCUGGAACCGCAACGGCAGCCUCUUCUGCUCCGCCUGCAAAGACAAGAGCGUGCGCGUCAUCGACCCCCGCCGGGGCACCCUGGUGGCGGAGAGGGAGAAGGCUCACGAAGGGGCCCGUCCCAUGCGGGCCAUCUUCCUGGCGGAUGGCAAGGUGUUCACCACAGGCUUCAGCCGCAUGAGCGAGCGGCAGCUGGCGCUGUGGGACCCGGAAAACCUUGAGGAACCCAUGGCCCUACAGGAACUGGACUCGAGCAAUGGGGCGCUGCUGCCCUUCUACGACCCAGACACCAACGUGGUCUACGUCUGCGGCAAGGGCGACUCCAGCAUCCGGUACUUUGAGAUCACAGAUGAGCCCCCCUAUAUCCACUUCCUGAACACUUUCACUAGCAAGGAGCCCCAGAGGGGCAUGGGCAGCAUGCCUAAGAGGGGCCUGGAGGUCAGCAAGUGCGAGAUCGCCCGGUUCUACAAACUGCAUGAGCGCAAGUGUGAGCCCAUCGUCAUGACUGUGCCAAGAAAGUCGGACCUCUUCCAGGACGAUCUGUACCCUGACACGGCCGGGCCUGAGGCGGCCCUGGAGGCAGAGGAGUGGGUGAGCGGGCAGGAUGCCAACCCCAUCCUCAUCUCCCUGCGGGAGGCCUAUGUGCCCAGCAAGCAGCGGGACCUGAAGGUCAGCAGGCGCAACGUGUUACCAGAUAGCCGGCCUGCCGCGGCUCCCAGCUCGGCCCGCCCGGGGGCCACCGGCUCUGCUGCGUCCAUCCAUACGACCGUUUCCAGCGGCAGCCUUGCCGGAGCCAUGGAGGCUGGGAAGCUGGAGGAGGUGAUGCAGGAGCUGCGGGCACUGCGGGCGCUGGUCAAGGAACAGGGGGAGCGCAUCGGUCGCCUGGAGGAGCAGCUCGGCCGCAUGGAGAACGGGGACGCAUAGGACCACAGGCCCAGGGGAUGCCGCUCCCCCUCACUUCCUCCUCCUCCUCCACGCCUUCCUCACCCAGCCUCUGCUGGCAAGUCACACCACUAGCUGGCUGCCUCCUGCCCCCUGCCCGGGGCCUCUGGGCCAGGUUCAGGGACAGUCCACACUGACCCAUCCUGUGGGCCUGGGCCAGAGCCACCGCCUGGCUCUUGUCAUUGUCACUGUGGAGGAUUUUUGUAUCCAGGCAAGCUUAUACUCUGAGGGACCAUCUCCCCCCACUCCCUGCUCUCUCCCUGGAGGACGUGGGAGGGACAAGCUCUAUAUUUUCAUUCCAAAUAAAGUUCUCUUUCUAAAA